This is a messenger RNA of Cladophialophora bantiana CBS 173.52, 354 nucleotides long. RefSeq lists its product as uncharacterized. Lineage: Eukaryota; Fungi; Ascomycota; Eurotiomycetes; Chaetothyriales; Herpotrichiellaceae. The transcript has a single exon. Bases 1 to 354 code for a protein of 117 amino acids. The record is from RefSeq and is a predicted model, not a curated record.
AUGGCCACCGAGGACUGGUUCGUGAGCGAAUGUGGACCGGAGUCUGACGACCUUUCUUACGAUGGUGUGCCAGACUGCGCGCAAAGUUGUCUGCACGAAAAGCUCGUCUACUAUGGCUGCGUCACCGAGGGUAGCAACUGUUUCUGUAUCCACGGCAGUCUGUUCGACUGUCAGUCCAACUGCCACAAGGAGAACGAAAGGACGGCCAUCAAGAACUGGCUGAUGGACCGGGGUAGCGUCAAUGCCGCAUUGGCCGAGAAGGGCGCCGACACCGGUAUCUUCUAUGGCUCCACAGACGCUGCUUCAGAGUCGAGACAGUGGCCGAUCCUGUUUCGGUCCAAAGGAAAGAGUUGA